Linum trigynum is the source of this 2363-nucleotide messenger RNA. The record is from the annotation of a GenBank genome assembly. Lineage: Eukaryota; Viridiplantae; Streptophyta; Magnoliopsida; Malpighiales; Linaceae.
CAACAGUAUGUAUGUGCAUAUAUGUGUAUAAGUUCAUAGUUUAGGAUUCGUACCCAUGGUUACCCGAAUACCCGUGGUUACCCAGUGGGUAGGGUAUGAUUAUAUAAUUUUCAUACCCGGUGGUUAUUUGGUCGGGUAUUUUAGAAAGCUCUACCCAGCGAGUUAGGAGUUGGUAUAAGGUAAACCCGCACCUGACCCUACCCAUUGUCAUCCCUACAUACUGAUGAUUCAGUCUCAAUCUUGAUAACUACCAACUCUUUAUCAAAGACCUCGAUCAAUCUUUCGAUGACGACAAACCUUCCAUGACAGCUGCUCUGCUCCUUUCGUGCUCUUCCUCGUCGGGCUUCCUCGAUCAACCUCAGCGUUUAUUAGUGGAAAUUCUAGUGUACAUAGAAUAUAGACGGUAUCACUUAAAUCAUAUUGUAUCAGGUUAUUAUAUGGAUUAAAUUCGUAGGAAGAAUCCCACAAUGGAGUUCAAUUUAGUCGUUUUAGUGGAAAACAGGGGGGUGCUUAAACCAGAGACACCAUAAUUUAGUGGUUUUAAUUACUUUUUAGACUUUUAGUGGAAACCCCAAGUGGACGGCAAACUCCAAGAUUCAAACUUUGACCAGCCGGCGGCCACAGAUCCUUACUUAAAAACAGCGCCAAAAGAGGAAACUUACAACCCCCACUAAUCCGAAUACCCAAAUCCCUGCCCAGAGAACGAAAGACAAUAAUGAGCAACAAGGAGCUCUUGUUCGUCCCGGCGCCGACCGUCAGCCACGUCUCGCCGGCGGUGGAAGCGGCCAAGCUCCUCCUAACCCACGACCGCCGCCUCUCCGUCACCUUCUGCCUCUUCAACAUGCCCUUCGACCCAAAACUCGCCCAAUACAACUCCUCCCUCGCCCUCUCCUCGCCCCGCGACCCGCGCCUCGCGUUCGUCAUGCUGCCGGACGUCCGACCCGACCCGAAUUCGACCCGGAUCGAGCUCUUCGCCUCCGUCGUCGCCGCCCAGGAGGGCCGCGUCAGUGAGGUCGCCAGGGGAAUCGUCGCCCGGAGUACCGGGUCGGGUCGGCCCGGUGGCCCGGUGCUGGCAGGGUUCGUGUUUGAUAUGUUCUGCUCGGCGAUGAUGGGGACGGCGGCGGAGUUCGGGGUUCCGGCGUACGUUUUCUCCCCGCCGAACGCCACUUUCCUGGGAUUCGUCUUCCACGUGCAGAAGCUUCACGACGAGGAGCGGGUCGACACGACCGAGUUGCCGGACUCGGUCGGCGAGCUGGCGGUUCCUUGUUUGACCCGACCUGUGCCCAGGUGGGCCCUGCCUGACGUGGUGGCCGACAAGAUAUGGCUGCCGAUUAUGUUGGGACAUACUAGGAGGAUAAGGGAGGCCAAGGGUAUUUUGGUCAAUACGUUUCGCGAGCUGGAAUCGUAUGCGCUCGACUCCUUGGGUGGUGAUAAUUCCAUCCCUCCGAUCUACCCAGUGGGGCCUGUCGUGAACCUGGAGAUCGACGAUGUCGUUUAUGACGAUCGGACGAACGAGAUCUUUCGCUGGCUGGAUGAUCAGUCGGAGUUGUCGGUUGUGUUCCUGUGCUUUGGGACCAUGGGGAGAUUCGGUGGGGACCAGGUGGGGGAGAUUGCACGUGGGCUGGAGCGGAGUGGACAUCGCUUCUUGUGGGCCCUGCGUCGGCCUCCGUCGGAUCACGAGCCUACGGGCAGCGUUCCUGUGGAUUACGACGAUUUGACGGAUAUCCUUCCGGAAGGAUUCUCCGAUCGAACGGUCGUGACAGGGCGAGUGGUCGGGUGGGUCCCGCAGAAGGCGGUGUUGGCUCACAAAGCGGUAGGAGGGUUCGUGUCGCACUGCGGGUGGAACUCGAUCCUGGAGAGCCUGUGGUUUGGUGUGCAGGUCGCGGUGUGGCCAAUGUACGCUGAGCAGCAACUGAAUGCUUUCCAACUGGUGGUCGAGUUAGGGUUGGCGACGGAGAUAAAAAUCAGCAACAGGAUGACGGGCGAUGACAAAGAUAUCGUGAGCGCAACGGAGGUCGAGAAAGGGAUCAGACGUCUGAUGGAGGAAGGUGUGGAGGAGAGGCGAGGAAAGUUGAAGAAGAUAAGUGAGAUUGCCAGAAAAACGUUGAUGGACGGUGGUUCUUCAUUCACUUCGGCAGAUCAUUUCGUUCGAGAUGUACUUGAUUAAUAUCCCAUCGGCCAUCAUUAUCAAAAUAUCAGUUCCUCAUUGUUCUUAAGCAUGCCAUGUACAUGUGAUGGAAAAACAGGGGAGUUACGUUGCUGAACUACUUAUUAAACACAUGGCUUUCCGUUGGGAAAACAGAAGACUUGACUUCAUAAGUAAAUUUAGGUUCCCCAAUCAAUAAGAAAGCACUUUUUCAGUU